GGGCCCCGCCGGGAGAGGGGGAGACUCGGCAAAGUCCGGAAGCGCUCGGCAAAGUCCGGCCGCGGCUUUAAAGGAGCUGAGCGAUCCCCGGCUCGCCCUACGCCGCCGUUCGGUUGGCUGCGAGCGCGAGGAGCCUACGGGUGCCGGCGCCGCUGCCUAGUCCGCCCGUCGGUGCAGCCGCGGCGGGGGCCGCGAUGUUGGCCGACAGCCUGGUGGAGGAGUUCGAGAUCCGCGAUGAUGAGCCCUGGUACGAUCAGCAGGACCUGCAGCAAGACCUGCAUCUUGCUGCUGAACUUGGGAAGACAUUAUUGGAUCGUAACACAGAACUGGAAGAAUCUUUGCAGCACAUGUAUGCAACCAAUCAAGAGCAACUACAAGAGAUAGAGUACCUUACAAAGCAAGUGGAGCUCUUACGUCAGAUGAAUGAUCAGCAUGCAAAGGUUUAUGAACAGCUGGAUGUUACAGCAAGAGAACUGGAAGAUGCUAAUCAAAAACUAGUUGCCGAUAGUAGAGUGUCACAACAAAAGAUAUUAAGCCUGACAGAGACUAUUGAAAGUCUGCAAACCCAUAUAGAUGACCUUCAGAGACAAGUGGAGGAAUUGAAGAAAACUGGACGAGGCCGUAUGAACCAUGAGAGAUCUGAGCAGCCACGAUCAGUGCACAGCUUCUCAUGUUUGAAGGAGCUGUAUGACCUUCGCAAGUAUUUUGUUUAUGAUCAUAUUUUUGCAGAAAAAAUUACUUCAAUGGAUAGUCAGCUGAGUCCCAUAGAAGAAGAAAACGAGAACUUAAAAAAGGCUUUGUCUGUAUUACAAGCCCAACUUAACCUGGAAAAGGAGAAAAGAGUGACAAUGGAAGAGGAAUAUCAACUUAUGGUAAAGGAGAACUGUGACCUUGAACAGAGGCUGGUUGAUAAAGACUUAUACAGGGCUCGGGCAGAAGAGCUUGAAUUAGAAGUUGCUGAAAUGCGGCAGAUGUUUCAGUCUGAAAACACAUUUGUCAACAGCAUGGAGAAUCUAGUUCCAGAAUCAUUUUUUAUUUCAUUUAAAGAGUCUUUAGAAAGGGAAAUUAGUCAAAGUCCUUCAGAGGAUGCAUCCUUGACUGUCCCCCAGCUUGAUAAAAAGGCCCUAAAAAGAAGUAGCAGUGAGACCUUCCUAAGCAGUGCUGCAGGAGGAGACCUUCUAAAGGGCCAUGAAGAAACCUGUAUUAGAAGAGCUGAAGCUGUAAAGCAGCGAGGCAUCUCCUUGCUUAAUGAAGUGGACGCUCAGUAUAAUGCUCUGAAGGUUAAGUAUGAGGAACUUCUGAAGAAGUGUCACAUGGACGAAGAUUCUUUGAAACAUAAGGCUGUACAAACAUCAAAACAGUAUUCCAAAGACUCUAGUGUGGGGAACAUCCAGUCUGACCGUUCAGCUACUGAACAAGAGUAUGGAAAUGUUGAACUAACUGGCUCACUCAUAAAUACUAUACCUGAAUAUAAAGCUCUCUUUAAGGAAAUUUUUAGUUGUAUCAGAAAAACAAAGCAAGAAAUAGAUGAACAUAGAACAAAAUAUAAGCGUUUCUCUUCUCAGCCCUAACACUGGUUCGCAUUAACUAUGCUGAUGACCAGUUUUCCCACUGAAAAGUUCUGUAUUAGUCCAGAAGGGAAACAUUAAGGGUCCCUCUGGUGUUUGUACGUAUCUUGCUGUCACAUGUGUACUCCCUUCAACUUGAAUGUAUGUUCACUUUACUUGUAAAUAUGUAUGAUAUGAUCAACCCAUUAGUCAGUUGUAUUCUCUGUGCACGCAAUGACUCCUACCACACAGUAAAAGUUAUUGUUCAGUGGUAGUUGUUGGCAGUCUUAAAAGUAGAAAAUUUGGCUUAAUUUUUGCAUACUAUGUUUAUCCUCUCCACAGCAGCAAUUGACAAUCUAGCUCACUAUGCCCAGUGGGCUACAGAAGCUGUAGACCUAAGGAGAAAUGAUUGUAUUACACUUUUUCCACUGUGGGAAAUUUGGAGUAAAUUUUUUUCCUUACUCACAAACCAAAAAGGUUUUGUUCAGUCUUAGCCUUGUGUCUAUUUUUGUGUACUAAAAUCCACCUGUGGGAAACCUCUGCUUCAGACUGAAAUUAGUAAUCAGUCUAAAUGGAUGGGCCCUGGCAAAGAUGAGCGGAAACUGGCACAGCAGCCUGUAUUAGGCUUAAUUUAAGCCAGCACCAGGUUUUCAUAUGCACUAAACUCUUUCCGCUUUGCAUAAACAUCUUUACACCUAAUCCAUUUUUAAUAUAAAGGUAUGAAUAUUUGAGAUAGUUCAAUGUUUAGGGCACUCUGUUUUAAAGCAAGAUACUGUGAACUAUGUAUAUUGUCAUUGAUCUACUGUUCCUUAGUAGUACUCCUAAAAGUGCAUUUUUGUCAUGUGAUAAGAUGGAACAUUACAAUUUGUGGUAGCUUUGCCAUGGAGAAAUGGCUUCCUUUAGUCUAUAAAGCCCCCUACUCCAAGUGUUUUAAAGGAGACCAGACAAGAACACCACCGUCUGAUAAACUUACAUCACUUUACACCCUCUGAGUUCAAGUUUGUGUAAACCUAUUUAGCAUCAGCAGUAAAAACAAAACAAAACCCACCCCAAAACACCUCUUUAAGAACCAGAUUACAACAUGUAGGAGAUGGGACCAAGAUAUAAUUAAAACCCUCUUUGCUCCUUCCUCCUCUUUCCAUCCCUCCUUCCCAAUAAAAUAAAGAUUGCAGGACCAACUUCAGCUAAUGAAAAUGCAGAAUAUAGAGGACCACUGCACCAAAUGGGAGGAAGAAAGGCAGGAGACUGGUAAAGGCUGAGAACCCAAGAAGGAAUGGAAGCCAGAUAACCAGCACUAAAAGGUGAUCUGAUAACUUUACAAGAGUAGCUAUGCAGCUUAACUCUUUAAAGUGUUGAUUGUUCAAUGUUUGCUAUGGAUAAUCUGUCUACUUGAGUUGCCUAGAUAAAUCAAACUGUUGGCACAUGAUGAUAAAAGAAACUUUACAGUUGUAGUUAAGUUGCUGCUGCUAUUAUAAAUUGUCUGCCUCAUGUACAAUGUAAGUUAGUCUCCAAUUAUUUUAUACUUGUCCUUCAGUAAGACAGAAUUCAGUUGUACAGGUUAGACACUUACACUGUAAGCAAUUGUGUACUAAAAUAAAUAUUUAAACAAAAUUCUAAAUUAUGAACACUGAAAGGCAAAUAAAUCCCUGCAGCUAAAGUUACUGGGUGUGUGUGCUACUAAUUUUGUCCAAAUGUGUGAAACUACCACUAAUGCAAAGGAGGAGUUCUUAAAGUAAGCGUGGAUGGCAUCUUCAUUUAUAUAUAGAUUCACUUCCCACUCCCAGCAGGCAUUUCACAGACUUGCUGGCCUAUACCACCCUUGCUUAGAUGAAAAAACUAAAUUAGGGAAAUAAAUUAAAGACUUAAGUGGGGAGGACGAGGCAGACUAAUCUCUCCUUUUCUUCUUCCCUGUUCCAGUCCCCUGUAGGUGAGAGAGUUGCUUCCCUGUACCUGUUCGUCUGGCACCAGCUCCCUUUAUAACUUGUAUGUUGCUUGGCUUCCCUGUACCCUUAGGAAUGGUUGUCUGUUUCUCUGCUCAUAACGUAGCAAGAGUAUCUAGUGCAGGCAGUAAUGUUGGCACCUUGUUCCCCACUUUCAGUCUGGAGGACUCUAGAAGCAGAUGGAACCUGCUGCCACAAGUGGUUCACCACUUAUUUGUGUUACUGUAGUGCCUGGGAAUAGGAACCCUACUCAGAUCAGGCCUCUACUGGGCUAGGUGUAUAUAAAUGGAACAAAGAAAAGCCCUAGCCCAAAGAGUUCAUAGCCUAAAAUCUAGGCUAUGUCUAUACUACUGUGGUAAGUCGACCUAUGCUACACAACUCCAGCUAUGUGAAUAACAUAGCUGGUGUCGAUGUACCUUAGGUCAAGUUACUGUGUCACCUUACCUUACUCUUCUUGUCUGGGUAGAGUACAGGGGUUGACUGGAGAGUGAUCUGCUGUCAAUUCGGUGGGUCUUCACUAGACCUGCUAAAUCAACCUCUGGUGGAGCUAUUUCAGAGCAUCGAUCCUGGCUGUAGUGUAGACAUAACCUAAGACCAACGACAACUGGAUUGAGACAGAGUAUAAGGAAACAAUGGGGCACUAGUGGUCAGUAUGAUAUGUUGUAGAAUCAGUAGCCAGCCACUAUGCGGUCUAUAGGCAUCACAGAAGGGAGGGUUUUGAGAGGAUAACAGUCUUGCAGACAUGUACAAGAAAGCUCCUCCCAACUGAAGGGCAACAUUGGCAAAAGCACAAAGGAGCUUGUUUGAAAAUUUAACAACUGGGUGAUGGAAGCACAGGCUGAGCUAGGAAUGAGAGAAAUUUCAAUACUGAAUCAGUGUUAGGCAGGUUGGGAAGGAGGAAAAAGGCUGACCAGCAUUCCUGCCACUUCAGCCUCAUUUUGUACUGUACGUGCUUAGUAACUUCAGUAUCUGAUUUGUCAAUCAUGUCUGUCAAUCAAUAGCUGGGCAACUACUAGGAGCAAUCAAAUGGCUCAGGGUUUAAUGAAGAGCUUGGUAUACACCAGGUGUUUGCUGUCUGCAGUCCUCCCUUUUCUAAGCCAGUUAUCAGACAUAGCUAUAACCACCUUUCAUAUAUACAACAAAAUUAUCAGUGGUACAGAACUAUUGCACCAUCAAAGCAUCUGCUGUCACUGGAGAAGUGGUUUUUUGUUUGUUUGUUUUUUUGGUUAAAAGGGGAAGUCACUCAACCUCCCAGUUCCUCAAAAGUAUGCAUCUAACUUUCAAAUACUUGCCUGUUCUAUACAGCACCAUAAAACAUACAGGCUGCUAACAGUACAGGUGAAGACAAGUUCACCAUGAAUCAAAUUCAAAGCUGAGACAACAGAGUGGGAAGGCAAAAAUGACUGUUUUUUGGGUAACUGAUGCUUGAAAAUAUUUUGUUACAGCUUAAUUCUGAAGUGGGAAUAGUUGGAAAAGGUGCAACAUAUAUAAAUACUAAUUAUUCAUGAAUGCUGCUACAUUUGAGAAACUUUAUGGAUACAGUUACAGGAAUUGUCAUUGUAGCUAUACUGAUUGUGCUCAAACAAGCAAUCACCUUAAGCAUUCAGAAAAAUACAUGUGACUUCAGAGGCAAUAAUCAGUUGGAAGCUAGUUUGCUCUUUGGACAUAAAAUAGCAUCUUCCUGUGCUGCUAAUGAAAGAUACUUUCUAAUUUACUCACAUGAGGUUUAUGUUGAGUUUGUUAUUCAAAAAUUAGGGCAGUAGGAUAUUAUCCAUAGGAAGAUAGAGAUGCUAUGUAAAUGCAGUAAAUUAUUUAGCCAACUAACCAAACUAAUCCUAUUUGGUUUAAUUGCUAGAACAAACUUACUUAUUUCAGUCAAACAACCCACUUUACCUCAGAACCUCACUUAUGAUUAUCAGUUGUUUUCACCAGAAAAGCUAGAACUACAGCUACAUGCUCAAAUCUUAUCUUCAGCCCAAGCAAAGUGAAGAGUAAACAAGAAAUGGUAAAAAAUACACCACUCAUUGAUGAGUUAGUUCCCAUGUCCCCUUUCCAAUUCUUGCACCUGCUCUUAAACUUAAGUCUUAGAUAAUAAAAUCCUUGUGGCAAAAUACUAUUUACUUUCAACAGUGCCUUGUACAAGAGAGUCCCCAUCUCCUACUCAGGGAAGCCUCUAGAUGCUACCAUAAUGAAUAAAGUGAUUUGUAACCAUAUGUAGUACUUAGCUGAGGAAGUGGGGGGUAGGAGGGUAGAGAUAAGCUAAGUCAUUCUCUGUUAACUUUCCCUAGUCCAUAAAAGAUUACAUUGCUUCUAUCUGUUCAGACAAACACAUGGG
This is a messenger RNA of Gopherus flavomarginatus (Mexican gopher tortoise), 5822 nucleotides long. RefSeq names its product cerebellar degeneration related protein 2 (gene CDR2). The record is from RefSeq and is a predicted model, not a curated record. The coding region runs from base 195 to 1571 and encodes 458 amino acids. The transcript has 5 exons. NCBI's taxonomy places the organism in Eukaryota, Metazoa, Chordata, Testudines, Testudinidae.